CUGUGGUUAGUGGUGGAUACAUUUGUGUAGAGAAAUAAACAGCUCUCAGCAGAAACAGACCCAAACAGGUCUGUGUCAGAGCACUUCUACUGCCUCGGCCUCCUGCAGACAUGUGUGUGAAAUAGAAGUGAAACCAAAAGAGUGAGUCUCACUUCUCCUUCUGUGGGGAACUUCAGCCUCUAUCCGCCUCCGAGCCUCGUCUGGAGUGACUCGAGGGUCUGACAGGAAGAGGAAGCAUCUGCCGGCCAGGAGAACCCGGCGAGACCCAACACUCAGCUCAGAGUUUUCUGCUACGAUGUGUGUUACGCGCCGCCCUCCGCAGCCCCAGGUGAUCAUUAUAGCUUUGCUAAUGAUGGCGUCUCUCAGCUGCGUGGCGUCUGAGAAGAAGACCUCCUGCUUCGUGAGGGACGACUACGCCGACUGCAGCCGUCUGAGUCUCAAGGCCGUCCCCGCCGACCUUCCCAGGAGCAUCAGGGGCUUGGACAUGUCCCACAACAGGCUGCUGGAGGUCCCCAUCUUCUCGCUGAGGCCGUACUCUCGCCUGAGUCGCCUGGACAUCAGCUACAACUCCAUCACCAAGGUGAACCGGAGUUUGUGUGAGUUGCUGCCGCUGCUGCAAACGCUGAAUGUGAAUCACAACGAGCUUCACGUUCUGGUGAAAGAGGAUAUGGGCUCCUGCAGCCGGCUGAUCUCCUUUCACGUCGCUGGAAACAGACUGAAACUAAAAGUAGAACCCUUUGCUGCUUUACAGAACCUUCAGUUCCUCGAUGUUUCGAACAACAACCUGCAGACGGCCAAAUUGGGUUCGCACCCACAACUACCGAAUCUGGUCAAGUUGAAUUUGGGAUUCAACAGCUUUGUCCAGCUAAAUCGAGACGACUUCAACUUCCUGAACCAUUCGUCUUCCCUGCAAGUCCUCAACAUGUCGUCGGUGCCGUUAAAAAGGAUGGAGCCCGGCUGCUUCCUGCCCAUCCGAGGCUUUGGGACCUUGAUAAUGGACGGGAGCAAUUUGGGCCCCCAGGCUGUGCCCAAAUUGUGCUCCGAGUUGUCAGGAACCAAGGUCACAGCUCUGUCGCUACGACGACUGAAGCUGGUCACGCUCAGCACUGAUACCUUAAUGGGCCUUGAGAAGACUGACGUGACAUUUCUAGAUCUAUCUGGAAACGGCAUGGGCAAAAUUGAAAAUGGUUCCUUUCGAUGGCUUUCCAAGUUGCAACAGCUUAUUCUGGAGGAGAACAACCUGAAGCACCUGACCAGGGACACAUUCCGAGGGCUGAGAAGUUUGAAAGCGCUAAACUUGAAGAGAGCGCUGACAAAAAGCCGCUCAUCUGCCACUCCGAUUAUUGACGAUUUUUCUUUCCAAGUUUUGACAGAACUUGAGAGUCUGGAUAUGCGGUCAACCUCGAUCCGGGAGAUCACUGCGAACACGUUUACCGGCCUCAGGAGUCUGACAGAGCUCGACUUGAGUUGGAGCAGCUGCCAAUCCUUGAAACAUCUCAACAACAGGACCUGGGCGUCACUAGCAGGAUCACCUCUCGGGACUCUAAAUCUGACGGGAACGGCUCUGGUGCGGAUUGAUCCCGGAGCUUUCUCACAUCUGAAGAACCUCACUUCCCUCUUUCUAGAUUUCAAUUACGUGAGGCAAACCCUGACUGGAUGGGAGUUGGAGGGCUUAGAAAGUAUACGAGACAUCCACUGGUCAAACAACAACCAGGGAAUCACGCUAACGUCAAAGUCUUUCAUCUUCGUACCGAGUCUCCGGGCACUGAUUCUAGGUAAAAGCCUCACUGUCUCAGCCUUGAACCUGGAGCCAUCCCCGUUUAAACCCCUGUCCAACCUAAUGGUCUUGGAUCUGAGCAACAACAACAUUGCUAACUUGAGAAUGAGCAUUUUCGAAGGACUUGCUGAUCUGAGGGUGCUGAAGCUAGCGCAUAAUAACUUAGCCAGGUUGUGGAAGGACGCCAACAUUGGUGGACCGGUGUUGUUCUUGAAGGGGUUGAACAAGCUGUUGAGUUUAGAGUUGGACAGCAACGGCAUGGAUGAGAUCCCCACGCGCGCCCUGGAGGGCCUGACUAACCUCCGUGAGCUUACCAUGGGCAACAACGUUCUCAACAACCUGCGAGACUCUGUCUUCGACAGCUUGAGCUCACUGAGGGUUUUGCACAUGCAGAAAAACUCCCUCACCGCUGUCCGCCGCCAAGUCUUCCAAAAAGUAAUGAGCAACCUGAGCUUGCUCGUCAUGGGGCGCAAUCCGUUCGACUGCACGUGUGAGAGCAUUUCGUGGUUCGGGAACUGGUUAAACACCACGAACACCACCACUGUUCCGGGGCUGCGGGACCAAUACAUCUGCAACACCCCGCUGUCGUACUUUAACCGCUCAAUCUUGGAUUUUGACCCGCUUUCUUGCAAAGACAUGACUCCGUUUGAAGCGCUUUUCGUCCUGAGCAGCGCGUCGGUCAUCAUGCUCAUGUUCACUACUUUACUAGUCCGUUUCCAAGGCUGGAGAAUUCAGUUUUACUGGAACGUUUUGAUCAAUCGUACCUUAGGAUUUAGCGACGCUACGGGACAGGAGGGCAGGGAGUUUGAAUAUGACGCUUACGUCAUUCACGCGGAGGAAGACACCGACUGGGUGGAGAGGCUGAUGGUCCCGAUGGAGAAGGGAAACUGUAGGUUUUGUUUUGAGGAUCGGGAUUCAGUUCCUGGCAUGUCUCAGCUGGAAUCCAUUGUGGACAAUAUAAGACGCUGCAGGAAAAUCCUCUUCAUCAUCACAGAGAGUCUUCUGCGGGACCCCUGGUGCCGUCGAUUCACCGCCCAUCACGCACUUCACCAGGUCAUCGAAGCCAACAGGGACUCCGUGGUUCUGGUCUUCCUGCAGGACGUCCACGACUACAAACUCUCUCGUUCGAUUUUUCUUCGGAGGGGAAUGCUGCGUUCAAGCUGCGUCCUGGACUGGCCCGUCCACAGGGAGAGAAUCCCGGCCUUCCACCAGAAGCUCCGGAUCGCGCUCAGCCUGACCAACAAAAUACACAACUAGCCAUUUCAUGUGAAAAACACACUCUAAUACUUCACACCUGGGCCCCGAGAGAACGUCAACAUUUGCUUUGACUGAAAACCGCUUGCUUAAUCUUUUGUUUUUUUCACUUAAUCUGGUUAAAUGAAAGUAUUUUCAACUAUGGUUUAUACAUUUUAUUGCAAAUAAAUAUCGUUGAUGGUGCAACAAAUGUUUCACGAUACAAACAAGGAAACAGUUAACACCAUCAGAUAGGUUACUUUACCUUCUCAUGGUUUCACUGCAACACGUUUUUUUUCCUUUACAAUAGCGGCAUCUUGCGGUCACAAAAAGAACUACAUAGAGGCUGACAUUCCAGUCAUGACAGCAGUGAUGAUUCUCAACCAUAGGGCCGAGUCCCAUGGAUGGGCCGCGAGCGCCUCCUAGAGGGCCACUAUUUACUUGACAGCAGCAAGCAGUUACCAACUAUGGAGAAGUUUUGAAAAGAAAAAAUGAUAAAGAAAGUGGUGCCACAUCCACAUGAGUAAAAACUCUUCAUGGAAGCACCUGUCGAAGCAGUUUUUAAAAUAA
Synchiropus splendidus (mandarinfish) is the source of this 3580-nucleotide messenger RNA. It is a transcript of the gene tlr3, whose product is annotated as toll-like receptor 3. The transcript has 5 exons. The coding region runs from base 296 to 3034 and encodes 912 amino acids. Gene Ontology annotation, biological process: immune response; inflammatory response; toll-like receptor signaling pathway. The record is from RefSeq and is a predicted model, not a curated record. Lineage: Eukaryota; Metazoa; Chordata; Actinopteri; Syngnathiformes; Callionymidae. Gene Ontology annotation, cellular component: membrane. Gene Ontology annotation, molecular function: transmembrane signaling receptor activity; protein binding.